AUGGACUUCAUACUAUUGCUGAUAAGAAGGCCUUUAUGGGAAGAAUUAGAAAGGCUUGUUAGGAAUACAAACGAUCCUAUGAUUUGUAUUGGUGAUUUCAAUGCAGUGCUGAGUGCUGAAGAUAUAUUGAAUGGAGUAGCUAUCAGUGAGCAAGAAACUCAAGAUUUUGUGGAGUUUAUGAAUGCAUCUCAUAUGUUGGAAGCUCCUUCAUGUGGGCUGUUUUACUCUUGGAGUAACAAAGGACUUAGUAGUCUAAGAAUAUGUAGUAGAAUUGAUAAGGUUGUAAUUAUUGAUAGCAUGCUGGAGCUUUUCCCUGAGAUGAUGGUAAAAUACCAACCUUGUGGUAUCUCUGAUCACACUCCUUUGGUUGUUACCUUCCCGCCAGCAUCCCAGGUGAAGGGUAGGCCUUUCAAGUUCCUUAACAUGCUUGAUGAUGAUAGAGGGUUCCUUGAUGUUGUGACUGAAGCUUGGAGGACUGCGAAUGAUCAUCAUCAUAUGAAGAAAGUCUGGAAAGGGUUACAAACAGUCAAAAGAGCUCUGAAAAAUCUUCAGAGUACUCACUAUUCCAAUGCUCAUGGUAAGGUGGAGGAUAUUAGAGUGCAGCUCCAAAUGCUUCAAAAUGACAGGGCUAUGAAUGAUGAUUCUCAAUUGCACCAGGAGGAGAAAGAGUUAAUAAAUAGCCUUAGACAUUGGUCUAAUGUGGAAGAUAGUAUUGUUAGGCAAAAGGCCAGGAUUGACUGUAUGACUAAAGGGGAUGCCAACACCAAAUUCUUCUUCACUGCAGUCAAGAUUCGCCAAGCUAGAAACAGAAUUGGGAUGUUGCAAAAUGCCCAAGGUGAGACCCUUACAUCUACAGAGGCAAUUACAGAGGAGCUAGUGAAAUUUUAUAAGGUCUUAUUGGGUUCUUAUGCUCCUAGAUUGACAGCUAUUGGUUUAACUACACUCAGGGCUGGCCCAGUUCCGACCCUUGACACCAGAGCUUCUCUUAUCCACCCAAUGACUUCUGAGGAAAUUGAUAGAGCUUUGCAUGGCAUAGAUGACAACAAGGCUCCUGGUAUUGAUGGUUUUAAUGCAUUUUUCCUUAGAAAAUGUUGGCAUAUUAUUAAACAGGAUGUUUAUAGUGGAGAAAUGGAGUUUUUUUUAAAAUGCCUACCUUCAUAA
Messenger RNA from Beta vulgaris subsp. vulgaris (sugar beet), 1161 nucleotides. RefSeq lists its product as uncharacterized. The record is from RefSeq and is a predicted model, not a curated record. The transcript has a single exon. Lineage: Eukaryota; Viridiplantae; Streptophyta; Magnoliopsida; Caryophyllales; Amaranthaceae. The coding region runs from base 1 to 1161 and encodes 386 amino acids.